AUGGUAGGUAGCCAAGGAUUACACCAUCAGGAUUAUCAGGCUGUCAUCUUACAUCGCAACCGUUUCACCUUAUUACAGAAACUCUUCAUUGCGUGCAUGUUGAUUGCCGCAGCGACGGCUGCAGUGAUUCCUGUCGAACAAGCCAGGCACCGUCGUGAUGUCUCCGAGAUCGUGAAUGAGUAUAUCCCACCAUUGGAGGAAGUUGGCGCCGAUGCUCCCACUCAGCACGUUGCCCAAGUCCCCACCACUGUAGGAGAAGAUGGUUACCGCUACAAAACUGUUCGUCGUCUAAAGUACCGUCAACGCCGUGAUGUAUCAGAGAUUGCCAACGAUUACCUGCCCCCUUCGGAAGAAGUAGCUACUGAGGUUCCAGUUGAGGAAGUCGCCCAAGAUACGGCUGUUUUAGGUGAAGAUGGCUACCAAUACAAGACUGUCCGUCGUCUGAAGUACCGUCAACGCCGCGAUGUCUCAGAGAUUGCCAACGAUUACCUACCCCCUUCGGAAGAAGCAGCCACUGAGGUUCCAGUUGAGGAAGUCGCCCAGGAUUCCGCGGUUUUAGGAGAUGAUGGCUACCAGUAUAAGACUGUCCGUCGCCUGAAGUAUCGUCAACGCCGGGAUGUACCCGAGAGUGCAAAUGAGUACCUGCCCCCUUCGGAAGAAGUAGCCACUGAGGUUCCAGUUGAGGAAGUCGCCCAGGAUUCCGCGGUUUUAGGAGAUGAUGGCUACCAGUAUAAGACUGUCCGUCGCCUGAAGUAUCGUCAGCGCCGGGAUGUAUCCGAGAUUGCAAAUGAGUACCUGCCCCCUUCGGAGGAAUUGGCCACUGAGGCUCCCGUUGAAGAAGUCGCUCAAGAUUCCGCUGUUCUCGGAGAAGAUGGCUACCAGUACAAGACCGUCCGUCGCCUGAAGUAUCGUCAACGCCGGGAUGUAUCCGAGAUUGCAAAUGAGUACCUGCCCCCCUCGGAGGAAGUAGCCACUGAGGUUCCAGUUGAGGAAGUCGCCCAGGAUUCCGCGGUUUUAGGAGAAGAUGGCUACCAGUAUAAGACUGUCCGUCGCCUGAAGUAUCGUCAACGCCGGGAUGUAUCCGAGAUUGCAAAUGAGUACCUGCCCCCUUCGGAAGAAAUAGCCACUGAGACUCCAGUUGAGGAAGUCGCCCAGGAUUCAGCUGUUCUCGGAGAUGAUGGUUACCAAUACAAGACUGUCCGUCGCCUGAAGUAUCGUCAACGCCGCGAUGUCUCAGAGCUCGCCAGUGAGUACCUACCUCCAUCCGAGGAAGUUGCCACUGAGACUCCAGUUGAGGAAGUCGCUCAAGAUUCCGCUGUUCUCGGAGAAGAUGGCUACCAGUACAAGACCGUCCGUCGCCUGAAGUAUCGCCAACGCCGUGAUGUCUCAGAGAUUGCCAAUGAAUAUCUGCCCCCCUCGGAGGAAGUAGCCACUGAGGUUCCUGUUGAGGAAGUCGCCCAGGAUUCCGCGGUUUUAGGAGAUGAUGGCUACCAGUAUAAGACUGUCCGUCGCCUGAAGCUGCGUCAUCGUCGUGCCUUGUAA
Molecule: messenger RNA, 1542 nt
Organism: Drosophila novamexicana
Lineage: Eukaryota; Metazoa; Arthropoda; Insecta; Diptera; Drosophilidae
Exons: 1
Coding region: 1-1542 (513 amino acids)
Biological process (GO): negative regulation of protein sumoylation
Molecular function (GO): calcium ion binding
Source: RefSeq, a predicted model, not a curated record